Molecule: messenger RNA, 1503 nt
Organism: Schistosoma spindalis
Lineage: Eukaryota; Metazoa; Platyhelminthes; Trematoda; Strigeidida; Schistosomatidae
Source: the annotation of a GenBank genome assembly
AUGUCAUUGGGAUGGUCUUCCGUCUUUUUCUCCAUAUUAGUAUUAUGCUGGUGUUGCAUUUUCAUCAAUUCGCUGUCUUUAAGAUUUUCAGUCGCCUUCGAAGUUAGAUCUUUAUUUCAUAAUGAUAUGGUCGUCGAUGGUGGUGCUCAUAAUAUUUUCUGGUUCGUACAUAUCACAGAUUUGCAUUUUAGCAAGUUCGGUUCUAAAGACAGACAGAUGGACUUCUUGGAGUUUUGUUCUACACACAUUCCUGUGAUUCGACCUGAAGUCGUAAUCGCAUCAGGUGAUAUCACUGAUGGCAAGGGUAAGACGUUCUCGUUAUCUUUGCAAAAUCUGGAAGAAUGGAGGGAUUAUUCGUCAAUUUUGAAUCAAUCUGGAGUACUAAAUCUAACUAAGUGGCUUGACGUACGGGGGAAUCAUGAUAGUUUUGACGUUCCAUCAUUUGGUGGUUAUGGUGAUUAUUACAGUCAAUUUGGUGUAAGGGGCGGAUCUUCAUUAAAGUCACACAUAUUCAAACUAGUAAAACCAUAUGGUCAGUAUUCCUUUAUAAGUAUUGAUUUGUCCACUGAACCUGGAUUGAAAUGGCCUUUUAAUUUUUUCGGUAGUUUUAACUUGAAUGUCAAAAGACAGUUGUUAAAGUCGAUUGAUGAAGCCAAAGAUAGUAAUCAGACAUUUGUAUUUGGACAUUAUCCAACUUCCACGGUUGUUUCAAGUGAUUCUAAUCUGGGUACAAUGAUUGGAGAUAGUGCAUUUGCAUAUUUAUGCGGUCAUUUACAUACGUUGUUUGGAUUGGCUAAGAAGAUGUAUUUUUUACAGCCUCAAGGAUAUUGGGAAUGGGAAUUAGGUGAUUGGCGUGAAAAUCGUUACUACAGAAUUGUAGCUGUUGACAACGAUUUAGUGUCGUUUGUAGAUGUGAGGAAAUUCUCGCUUAAUAAUUCAAGCAAAGAAUGGCCUAUUAUUUUAAUCACAAAUCCUAAAAACGCUAACUUUUUACUUCCAAAAAAAGAACCAUUCCACAGGAUCGAGUUUUCUACGCACAUAAGAAUUCUAGUUUGGUCACUAUCGCCUAUUCUAAGAGUUUCUGUGUCAAUCGAUGGCAUUCAUCAAGGAUUCGCCGAACCAGCUAAUUCACUUGAAAGUGGUAAUUCAACACCUUUAUAUGUACUUCCAUGGAAUACAUCUCAGUGGUCAACCAAUCCGUAUUCAUUUCACGUGAUUGAAGUCACAGCUAGGGACGUCAACAAUAAUCAGCGUACAGUUGUUCAGUCGUUCAGUCUUCGAAAUCGUGCUGUUUUUCCUAUUGGGUUUCUAUCGAAAUUUUUGGUUGCCAAUAGUAUGUCAGUUUCUGUUUCUGCACUUUAUUAUACUUUAUGGAUAACAGUAUUCACGUUUUUGAUAUCACCGCUUUUAAUUCGUCGUCCGAACUUACUUGUACAUCUGUUCCGUACAAGACUCGGUAGAGAUAUGUUUAUCACAGUUAUGGUAAAACAUGUGUUCGGUUAA